AUGGAACCUGCAGGACUGGUGGUUGUAGGAGCCAGGGAUGGGCUUCCAGGAGCCACAGUGGGCAAUCGAGAAGUGGGAAUGGCUGCAGUUGGACUAACACUUGGUGAAUCAGGUGUCACAGUGGGGACAGAACCAGAGGGAGUCACAGUGGUAGGAGCCAGGGAUGGACUUCCAGGAGUCACAGUUGGUACAUUUGGGUUGGCUGCAGUUGGACUGACACUGGGGGAUCCUGGUGUCACAGUGGGUAUUGAAGCAGUGGGAGUGACGGCUAUUGGUGCACCUGAAGGGUUUUCAGGAGUCACAGUUGGUGAUCCAGCAUUAGGACUGCCACUUGGAGAACCAGGAGUCCCAGUUGGCAGAUCAACGAAAGGGCUGGGUGUGGUCGGAGCCGCAGAAGGGCUUCCAGGAGUCACCGUGGGUAUUCCGGUUGUUGGGCUGGUAUUUGGAGAGUUCGUAGUAAUGGGGGCAGGAGCUGUGGGACUUUCAGUUGUUGUUGGUGUAGAGGGGCUUCCGGGAGUCACUGUUGGUGUUGCAGUUGUGGGAGUGCCUGUUGUUGGACUAACAUUGGGAGAGCCUGCAGAAACAGUUGGGACAGGAGUGGUGGGACUGCUCGUGGUUGGUGUUGCAGAGGGGCUUCCAGGAGUCACUGUUGGUGUUGCAGUUGUGGGAGUGCAGUUGUCUGACUAA
Messenger RNA from Seminavis robusta, 687 nucleotides. NCBI's taxonomy places the organism in Eukaryota, Bacillariophyta, Bacillariophyceae, Naviculales, Naviculaceae. The record is from the annotation of a GenBank genome assembly.